UGAUGUCAUACUUUGUAGUUACUAGGUAGUUAUCUAUCUGGAAGUUUAAUAUAACCCCCUUGGCUUACCAAUCUACAACCAAAAACUAGUCUACUUAUACUGCAGCAGAGAUCACGCAAGUCCCCCCAGCAGACUUCUCCAUAGUGUCGCAACUCCGCACGAUAGCCUUGUCUUGAUUCCUCUGACCUCGCCAUAACAGCACCAUCCAGCAGCACAGUCCACCAUGUCAACCUCCUCCACCUCCACUACCAACCGCUCCCCGGACCCCAUCGUCGUCUCCGGAAGCUGCUACUGUCAACGAACCACCUACGCCACAACCGCCCCCUUACACGGGCUAACAUACUGCUACUGCCGCAUGUGCCGCCUCCUGCACGGCGCUCCCUUCGCAGCAUUCACGAACGUGGAGUCGUCUCAUUUCCACUGGACCAGGAGCGACCGUCUGGUCGAGAUCAAUCUGAGCCAGUAUGCCACUCGCACGAUCUGUGGUGACUGCCGCAGUCCCAUGACGAUGGUCUACCAUGUGAAAUCACACGAGGUGGGCAUUGUGGCUGUUACGGUUGAUGAGAAGAACUCUAAGGGCAAGGUGCCGGAGACGGUUGGGGAGCAUAUCUUUUUGGAAUCUAAGCCUGUUUGGUUUGUUAUCCCGGAGGAUGGCGGGGAGCGGAGCAUGGGGAUUCUGGAAAGGAUGAGGGGGGUGGUACCGGAAGGGUUAUAGGCAUUUUGGUCGAUC
Aspergillus aculeatinus CBS 121060 is the source of this 730-nucleotide messenger RNA. Its product is annotated as GFA family protein. The record is from RefSeq and is a predicted model, not a curated record. The coding region runs from base 224 to 715 and encodes 163 amino acids. The transcript has a single exon. Lineage: Eukaryota; Fungi; Ascomycota; Eurotiomycetes; Eurotiales; Aspergillaceae. Gene Ontology annotation, molecular function: carbon-sulfur lyase activity.